ACUUCUCCCAUUCCCCCUCCUUCCAAAAAAAAAAUAAUAAUAAAAAUAAUUCAUUUGAUAAUAAAAGAAGAAGAUGGUGAAGAAGAAGAAUGGAGGAAAAAAAAAGGAAAAAGCAGCGGAUAAAUGUGUGUUCGUGCGAUGAAUGUCACAGGGCGAUGUGGACACUGAUGCCUGUCCCUUUAUUGUAUUUACAGCGAUCUGAACUGUGCACGCUGUCCAUUGUUUGACGCCUCCCUGCAAACACAUCUGGUCAAAUGUUUCAGCCUCGAUUUUGGAAUGAUGUCAGAAUACAUUUGUUUCUUCAGUAAAUCGUAUUCUUGGCACUUGGAAAUCGCUAUUUAUAUGUUGGCAAAUCCAAAAAAUUUUUUUUUUAAAAAAAUGGAGAAAUGAAUAAAGAAAUGAUGAUGCAUGAGUUAACCUUGAUUUCCCAACCAGAGGCUGCUCUAGACUUAGGGGAGCUCUCUAAUGGGGGGGAUUUAAAGGGGAUAAAAGUUCACCUGAUCCCUCCCUUUAAAGCUGCUAUUCAGAUUUAUUGACCCUGUGUGCACGUCAUCUAUUGACACUUAAAAAACAGGCCUGCUGCAGAUGCACAAAGUGUUUGUUUUUGUACCAUUGUUUGCCAAAGGGGGAAAAGGAAAAAAAAAAUCCCAACAGCAACCGCUGUGGUUGGAUGGUUUCCAAAAGCUGCUUUGGCCCCAUGUUAAGAGCCCUGGAUGUGAUUUUAAGAAUGCGAAAAUGUUGGAAUUUGUCGGGCGACAUCAUCUGCUUUUCAUCACGCACAGAACUUGAAAAGGUUAAUUAAAAAAUGUUUUGUUUCCUCCGUCUACCGACCGUGACAGCCUGCUCUGGAUCACAGUGUUGUGCUGGAGGGGGCCUGCAGCGGAUUCCAGGUUCAGAGCUAAAUGAGCGAUUGUUUAAUUCCACCGUGACUUCACUGACUGGAAGUUACUGCGAGGCUGUGUUUAAAAGAAAAAAAAAGAAAAAAAAAGACUUCCAGUUAGAGGUUUCACACUCCCCGCUGCUGUCUCAACACCUGCAGUGGAAUUUCCCCAGCUGGCUGUAACUGGGGACAGACCAGCGUUGUCCAGCAGGGAUUUUUUUUUUUUUUUACAGUCUGAGGUGACUGUGAGUACAUGGUAUGAAAAAGUUUGGAUCCCCGCUGCUAAAGUAAGAGUAAAGUCGAGAGCGGCGAUAUGAGGGACGAUGGUGGUGUGAGUCCAGGAGUCGUGCUGUGGCCGACGUGAUUGCUCUCUGCUGGUCGUGUUGCAGUCUGGGGAGGAUCGAGAAGCCGAUCGCUCGCGUUGAAUUUUUCAUUGCGUCAGUUUAGACGUACAGCUGGUGCUGUUUGCGUAUGCUCGGCGCGGGCUGUGCAUAAGGAGCUUGUUAUCUUCAGUUCCCGUUAUUGGGUUACGAACACAUUGCGGUGACCUCUCGGGAGAGUGUAUUCUGGGAAAAGGCUCCGGUCCCUUGUGACCCCUGAAUAAGAUAAGGAUAAACGGAAGGAUGGAGGUGUGGCGAGGAGCUGCGCACACGCUGACUCGUUGAGGUUGGGUGCGAGUCUGAUCCUGCGCUCAACAUAAAGGAGCUGACUCGGCAUGUGGACGCCGCACACCAGCGCAUUUUGCGGUUUCAGUCAUCGGCCGCGUCGCGUUAGACGAGACUGGAGUCCUGUUCAGCCUGCUGACGGCGGGUGCCCAGACGGAGAUGAAGAAGGUCGUCGGGGACAAUGCCACCUUGCCAUGCCACCACCAGUUCCCGUCGUCCGGCUCUCUCGACAUCGAGUGGCUACUGCAGAAACCAAACUCCAAACAGAGAGUGAUCAUUACCUUCUUCGGGGGCCAGGUGUACACCAAUGAGGCGACGGGCAGCGAGGCCAGCCGCCUGUCCUUUGCAGGAGAGUACCUGGGCGGAGACGCCUCCCUGCUGAUCAGUGACCUGCUGCUGACCGACUCUGGAGAGUACUACUGUAAGGUCAAGACUGGGGGAAAGUACCACUGGAGCCAGGUCAACCUCAUUGUGCUGGUCAAACCCUCCAAGCCGAGGUGCUGGAUGGACGGCAAACUCCUGGAGGGCAGCGACGUCAAGCUCAGCUGCAAGUCCAGCGAUGGUUCUGAGCCCAUCAACUACAAGUGGGAGCGAGUGCUGGACAAAGGCAAGAGCCUGGGCAAACUGCCAAACCUGGCACUGAUAGAUCUCAAGAACCCAGAGAUCGUGACCCUGAGGAAUCUCACCAUGGACAGCACAGGGGUCUACAGGUGCACGGCGAGCAAUGACGUGGGAGAGGAGAACUGCACCAUUGAGGUCACAAUGCAGCAUGUGAGGGAUGUAGGUAUGGUGGCAGGUGCCGUGGUGGGAAUAUCCCUGGGUGUCCUCAUUGUCAUAUUAAUCAUCUGGCUCGUCUUCCGGAAGAAAGAGAAGAAGAAGUACGAGGAGGAGGAGACUCCAAAUGAAAUCAGGGAGGACGCGGAGGCUCCCAAGGCCAAGCUGGUGAAGCCCAACUCCCUGUCCUCGUCCCGUUCUGGCAGCUCACGUUCCGGUGCCUCCUCCACUCAGUCCAUGGUGCACAACAGCGCCCAGCGUGGUCACCGCCCCCGCCCACCCGCUGUAGCAGCUCUCAAGGAAAACGGACAGCCUCCAGGCUUCCCCCAGUCCCCACCAGCCUACACUACAGUGGUGCCCCCCAAGACCCCCGAGCCCCCUGCAACUCCCAAAUACAACUCCAGGAACAUGUCUGGGCCCACACCCCCGACCCUCAUGGUGCCCGCCCAGACCAAGGCCUUUCAGACUGUGUAGGACUGAAAGCCGACCCCUUUCUUGCAGCCAUGUGAGACUCCCCCCCCCCAGCCCCAGCCCCCUAGCCCCCUCCCAAAGACUAAGACUCUUCUUCCAUAAACAAAGAAAUGCAACUAGUUAAAAGGAUGUAAUUAAAAGAAUCAAUACUCUAAGUCCAAAAGUACUUUUAAUGAAUGCAUACUUAAAAAGGGAAAAUAAGACAUGCUUGCCCCCUUCUGAAUUACAUAAAACAACAAAACAAAAGAAAAAAUGAGAUGCAACAUCGUCUGUGUCUCACGGCUGAAGGCAGAACUUAUUUUCCGAGUUCCUUCUUUUGGCUUCGGAAGGCGCAGGGAAGCACCGUGUGCAGCGAGGUGGAAGGAGCCCCCCUAGUAGAGCUUUUAUUUAUUUAUCAAAUCAAACAGUUAGGCAUGCAGUGGAGAAAAACAGAGGAGGGAAAAAAAAAAGGGAAGGAGCAAAAAGCUGGAUAAUAAAGAAUAUCCGAGCCAGGUACCAAUGGAGCCACGCUGCUGCUGCUGCGCUUUGGUUGUCGACAAAUACAAGAUGGAUACAAGCGGGGCAGAAACCCGGCGGAAGUAAACGCACGAGUGUCAGACAGCUACUGAUUUUUUUUAAUUUUUUUUUUCAUCCAGGAGCAGGAGGCGGACGGGGGAGGUGUUUGUGUGUGGGAUGAAUCUCUGAUUCAUGUCGCCCUGCACCUCCGAUUCGCUGCUCCCGGCAACCUGCUCUGAAAAAACCACAAACCCCUUUGCCUCCCAUGGGCCGGCCCGAUUGUGCCCAUCCAUGUGGACGGGCAGGGUGCGUGGCGUGUGCAUCAGCCGCCUCAGUGCACAGCAGUUCCCGAAACUGACUCAGCUGGCUCGCGAACAGCUCAUCUGCUUUACCAAUCAGCAGGGGGAAACUUCAGGUACGAGGAUGUAGCAUUGACAGUGGAGUCGAAUCAAUGGAGUUGUCGCUCUCCCUCCCCCUUCCCUUCCCUCCCACAUCCUGUCUCCAUCUAUGGACAUCCUUUUCUGGUACUGAAUAUCUUCCCUGAAUAAUUAAGUAGUGUGUAUUAGGCCUGUAGCGAGUCAAUACUUUAAAUAUAGGGGAUAAGCAUCUAUUAGACCAGCUGGACUUGUUUUUCUCUUCUUUUGUUUCUGUUCUCUCUGUGUCUCUUCUCUCUGAGCAGGUUGUAAAGGGUGACAGACAGCUAUUUGUCCAUUCAUCCAUAUUAAGAAGUGCCACCAAUCCCUAGGAUGGGUUAUUAUUAUUAUUUUUAUUGUUGUUGUUGUUGCUGUUGCUUUUUUUUCUUUUUUACUCUUCUGUUUACCUGAUACAUUUCUGAACUGAAACCAAAAUCUGUCACCAUGAAUGUGUGAUGUACAAAGAUGGUGGAUCCCAUUAAUUUUUCUCAGCUCCCGCCGCCCUGCUGAAUCGAUAUAUUCGAGCUAAGGCACAAAGAAUUGACGCUGACGUUCAAUUUCACAAUUACAAUGUCUGAAUGAAGGGAGUUUUGAUUCUGUGGACUUCAAUUGUAUAGGGUGUGUAUGCUAUCACUGUCAGUACUCUCCCCGGAUCCAUGACAAUGGAGUGGCACUCGAUUGCUGUCUCUGUGAAUCACCGGCUCCUGCUUGGUUACUGGUGGAGCUGUGCAAGCCAAUCCCCACUUGUCGCAUCCAGUGCAGUUUGAUUGAAAGUAUCUGAACAUAAAAAAAAAGGGCAAGUAGCCUAUCUAGUGUGCCUUUGCAAUCCCUCUUCCCCCUUGAUGGUUUCUUUCUUUGUCCUUAUCUUCAGCACACCAGUGGUUAAGUCUCUGUUCACAUCCAGCUUCGAGGGUCAACAGUAGCAAAUGCUGUGAUACACAACUCCACAAACUUGCCCUAGUAAUAACAGACGCAGCCUAGGGAGCACCAAGCAGAGUGAAUUAUCCAUGGUGAGAAAGCAAUCCCAUGCCAUGGGACAAUGUACUGUACAUUCUGUAAUCAGUCUUGUUUUAUAUUGUACAUACAGAUAGAUAUACUCACAUGAUGUCAUUUAAUUUAAUUAAUAAGGGUACGUGAGGGGAGACAUGCCCCUUACAAAAGAGUCAAGCGCGACCCGGGAGUGAAUUCAAACCCUGUGUUUAUUUGAUUUUCAAUCACAUGAGGCAUGGAAAGGUAAAGUUCACCUUAUCUUUGGACUCAGUAUUCAUGUGAAACUAAUAUUAUCAUAUGUAACAGAAGGUAUCUUCACAUCUACUGGCCAGAUUCUCGCGAGAUGUAUGGAUUUUACUGAUCCUCUGAAUACAGUUUCUUCCAAUUUUAGUGACACAGUGACCUUUCCCUUAAAUUUGGGCAUUGACAGGUCAUCUUGGAGAGUAGCUGUCAGAUUUCCAUAAAAUAUGCUCCGAGUAUUCGCAGUCAGCACAUAAUGACUCCAGAGCCUUUACUCUUAGGAUAUGCUGAACUAUUUAAGCGCCCCGAAAGAGCAAAUUAUCACUGUGUGGAACAAUUUCAUAUUAUAGCUUGUAUUAAUGUAGGGCAUCUUGUGUUGCUGAAGUAAAAACCUGUCACGUUCGGCAACUCAAAAGUUUCCAAAACCGACAUCUGUCCGAAAAAAAAAAAAAAGGCGCACGUGGUUUGACUUCACAUGCUCGGGUCUCACGCGUGACUCCGCUGUAAGGGAAGAUACUAAGAAAAAUGCCUUUUAUAUUCAACUAGAGACAGCAGUUCAUAUUCGAGCAGGGAAGCUACUGCGUGCGUGUGUGUCUGUGCGUUGCGUUGCGUGCAUGCGUGCAUGUUUGUGAAUGUGUGCGCGUGUGUGUGCGUGAGUGUAUGUGUGGGUGUGUGCAUGUUAAUUCAGUAUAAGCCCUUGGGCCACACCCACACAUUCUCAUGUUAGCCAUUCAGUGAGCAAGAAGGAUCCAGUCAGGCAGAGUAACCUCUAUCCAAAUUGAUAUGACUGCAGACUGGCAGUGUUUAUUUGAGUUUUUCACUGACUUAUAUGCCUAUUGCACAUGGCUCCACGGACAGCAGUCAUGUUUUUGCUCGUGGGGGUGGUGUCUCGAGACUAAAGCACGUCCAUAAUUCAUAACUAUUGUCAGCUCUGGAGGCCACUUGUACGCUCCCUCCCUGCUCUUGCUGUCUUUUAACAUAGAAUGCACUUGGCCCUGGGUGUACUGAUGGCAUCUCAAGGCGCACACAUGCACACACACACACACACACACACACACGGGACAAAACAGGUGAAAUUUGUAUAUACACACACACACACACACAAACAGGUGCACGUGGCACAUUCAGGUCCACACGGGAAACACAGGCGUGUGCGUCGUGCACGUGCACAGUUGUGCAUGCACUCAUGCGCAUGCAAACACACACGGUUUGCACAAACAAAAAAACAAAAAAAGCCCCGAACAGCCAUCCUUGUUAUUUCUGCUCCUUCAGAAUCAAUUUGAUGGAUCGAAUGUCUGGAGGUAUUACGACUGACUGAUGGAACCAGGAUACUAAAUGCAGCACAGAAAGGGACACUCUACACUGCAGCACCCGGGGGACAUCUACACACACACACACACACACACACACACACGGAUACACGACAACAGCUACUGUAACAGAACUCACACGUGCAUGUAGGCAAACACACACAUGCACUCAGAAAGACAGACACUGCUAUGCAUUUUCACAAUCUGGAUGGCAUACGCUUCGAAGACUUUUUGUCAGGGGACAAUGUGUGUGAGUUGUCCUGGGAAUCAGGAGAGGCAUAACAGGAUUGAUAGUGAGCCAGGGCUGUAGGCUCCUGCCAUUGAGAUUCCCUCCACCACAGAUGAAAGUAGCAGCGGAGGUGGAGGAUGGGAUGCAAGUCUUCCAGCUGUUAAAUUCCUCCAAGCUUUUUGAUUUGCUUUCCAGCAACUGCAAGUCUCAGGUGGCAGAUUCCCCAGUUUAUGAGCCCUCGCAUUGCAUCUCUCCGCUCGCGCGUGUGCAGCUUUGUGGCCUGACAAAACUUGCGCUCUUUCCAACAAAUGAAUUUUAAGGAGCUUUUGUCAGCUGAGUCGAGGGUGGAGGAGGGAAGUCUUAACGCACCUCAGAGUGUGUGCAGCACAUCCGAUACCAUUCUUCAAAGCAGUAUCCAUCAGCACUAUAUAUUGUCUUAUUAUCAACACUCAGAGGUGCAGUAAACAUGAAAUCAUCCAUGGUUAUCCUGCGUUAUAUGAUAGGUGUAUGAAUCUCAUGUAGCCACUGUGUUUUAUGUUCUAUGAAGCGGUUCUGUUUCUGAUUAGAAGCUGCUGAGCAGGGCAAAGCGAUGCUCAGACUUUGGGUUUUGGCCUCGUGCGUCGGUACAGGGGAAUGUGAUGUCUUGUUGCUUUUGACGGAGGAGAUGGACGGGGCUGAGGUCGACCUCGACAAGGAAAGCCAAGGCACCUGCAUGUCAUAGGAGAUUGAGCAGAUGAACGGGAAUGCUUUGCUUUGAUGUAACAUAACUGUAUUCGGCUAAAAACAGAAAAAAGAAAAAGGAAAAAAAAAAAAAAAAAAGAAAAUCUACAAUUGUAAAUAUAUUCACAGAAAAUUUUAUGAAGCUUUAUUUUUGUCUUUCUUUAUUUUGAACUUAUCACCCAUGUACUUUGCACUUUUUUGUGUGCUGUGCUCAUCACCGGCCUGUACGGGAUCUGUGUGGUUGGCUGUUUUCUCUCGACUGCAUUGUUUCGACGUCAGGGGGAGACACGCUCGGCGCGGCGUCACUAAAGGGAAAUGUAAGACACUUUGGUUUUUUCUUUAAUCUCAUCUGGUUUUCUGCCGUGGCUUCUCUUUGGUUUUGUAAAACAGUACAGAAUUCCUUUUUGUUCGUUCGUUUGAUGAAAACAAUCCAUGUAAAUAUCACAAGUAAAAAAAAUGUAUAUUUUUACGACUUCUGAGUUAUUACUCUUUCAUUUGCAAAUAAAAUAUUCAAU
Molecule: messenger RNA, 7702 nt
Organism: Acanthopagrus latus (yellowfin seabream)
Lineage: Eukaryota; Metazoa; Chordata; Actinopteri; Spariformes; Sparidae
Gene: clmpb
Product: CXADR like membrane protein b
Exons: 7
Coding region: 1705-2793 (362 amino acids)
Cellular component (GO): cytoplasmic microtubule; cell surface; membrane
Source: RefSeq, a predicted model, not a curated record